This is a messenger RNA of Theileria annulata, 1899 nucleotides long. Its product is annotated as ubiquitin carboxy-terminal hydrolase, putative. The transcript has a single exon. Gene Ontology annotation, cellular component: cytosol; nucleus. NCBI's taxonomy places the organism in Eukaryota, Apicomplexa, Aconoidasida, Piroplasmida, Theileriidae. The record is from RefSeq and is a predicted model, not a curated record. Gene Ontology annotation, biological process: protein deubiquitination. Gene Ontology annotation, molecular function: cysteine-type deubiquitinase activity; cysteine-type endopeptidase activity. Bases 1 to 1899 code for a protein of 632 amino acids.
AUGUCAAAUGCGAGAACAUAUUUACCAUAUGUAAUCGAGCUACACAAUAAAAGUAUAAAGUUUACCAAGUAUAGUCCCAGUAAUUCGGACUUAUUAAAUCAUUCAAAAUUAAACACAAACGAAGAUGAUUCACAAAAUAAAUUUAAAACAUUUCCAGUUUUAAAAAACCUAAAAAACAGUCAGAUCAGGGGAAUAUACCACCUGCCUAAAGUAAAAUGGGACGAUGAGUCAAUGACAAUGGGAGCUGGGCUAAAUAACCCAGGAAUCAACAUCUGUUAUAUGAAUGUAAUAAUUCAGGUGUUGACACAUACGCCGUUUUUAGCCUCAUCCUUACUUAAGUCAUACCACUCGAAAACAUGCCUACAUUACGAAAAGGAUAUAUUUUGUAUUAUGUGCCUAUUUGAAAAUUAUGUAAAGAAGUCAUUUGCGUCACCGAACCCGUUAAAUAAUCCGUUUUACUCCAUCGCAAAAAAGUUUAUCUGGUCUAGAUUUAAACUAGGCCACCAAGAUGACGCAUUCAUAUUCUUAAAACAUUUUCUAGAUUCUCUGUCAAAAGCAUGUUACUUAAACUCAAAAGAGUCUGAGAAACAGGAAGAUGGUUCUGAAACCACGUCUGGUCCAAAGGAUUUUAUCUCUAAUGACCAAAUUAUGUCCACAGUAAUAGGAAGAUUGUUUGGAGGCUAUUUUAGAAAUGUAAUUGUUUGCAAUAACUGUUCAAGGAAGUCGGAAAAGGUUGAAGAAUUCUUCGAUUUAGCAGUGGAAGUCACAAAAAGUAAUAGACUAAUAGAUUUGUUGUCAGAAUUUGUACUACCAGAAAAGUUAACGAACGAUAAUAAGUACUUUUGCAGUAACUGCAAGAGUUACCAGAACGCAAAUAAAUCAUUGUCGAUAUACAAGGCACCAAGAAUAUUAAACAUAAAUCUCAAAAGGUUUAAUCUAUAUUCUAGCGUAUACAAAAAAUCUUUGAAAGCUAUUGAAUUCCCACAACUCUUGUCAAUCUCACUCAAGACUUCGGAAGAUUCAUAUACAUGGCUCAAUUACGAUUUGUAUGCAAUAGUGUGCCACAUUGGAAAGUCACUCCAUAUGGGACACUACAUAACAUUUAUCAAGGGAAAACAUGGUUUUUGGUAUCGUUUUGACGAUUCAAUAAUACAGUGCGUUUCAGAAUCAACAGUUUUAUCUCAUAACAACGACGUUUAUCUAUUAUUCUACUCGAUUAACAACGAAUCUGUUGGAGAUUGUGACACAGCACUGAACCUGUUUUCCUAUAGUAAUAUUUUAAAGGAGUCCAAAUCCUCACAAUCAGAACCAAUUGCAACACCUGAACGGGAACCCAGACGCUGUGAAAUUGAUAUACUUUCAUAUUUUGGAGGGAACACGAUUUUUAAAAGAUUUCUAAAGCACAGAAAGUUUAAAAACUACAAUUUAUUAAACAUGAAGAUCCUGUCAAACAUCCAAAGGAUGAAUAAUUUGAAAAGAAAAAUCAAUUCAAUAGUGACUAACAAUCAAGAAAAUAAAGAAACGAUACAGAAGAUUAAUAAAAAGGAAAAAGAAUCCAAGUUAAAGGAUACUGAUACAGAUUUAAAGAGUGAAGUUAAAUGUAGUUUAAAACACACAUCAUUCAUUGAUGCAAUUGGAGAUGAAGAUGUAUCUGCAGAAAUUGAGCUUUGGUCCGAUGCUGAGGACGUAGAAACAUAUAAUAAACUCUACGAACAAAUCGACCCCGAUUUACCGAAACCCACAGAAGAAGAUUUAGAGUACGACAGAGGGAAAAUUCACAAGUCAAAGAACAGAAAUCGACCAAAUCCAGCAAAUGUCGAGUUAGUUAACCAUCGCUCUGGCAUUAAUGUGGCAGUUGAACAGAAGAAUCUAUUCGACAACACAGUGAUUUCACCAUAA